AUGCUCUCGCUACCCCCCUGCUCAUCGCUCACGGAGCCUCCUUGCGGUAACCUGCAUUUCCUGCGGCACAAUCGCAGUCCCUCAGUGGGCUUUGUGCGCCUGUCGGUCGCCUCGCCUCGCCUCGUGCGUCGUUGUGUAGUGAAUUUAACCUCUUCCACUUGGGGCGGCGGGGCGGGGUAUGACGCCAGCCCUUCUCCCCGCUCCGGCACUGCCCGGCCGUGGAAACUGAGGACGAAGGUAGGCGUGCCAACGCGUGCCGCCAACGAAAGACGGGCAUUGACCUGCCUCCUGGCGAUUCGGUCCGACUGCAGUGACCGCGGGACGUAUCUUGGGGCAUCUAGAAAAAGGAAAAGGAAAGAAAACACGGGCGGGUGUGACGGCAGCCCGUUGUGUGCCCGCCCGCUCGCGGGGCGUAUGUUGGCGGCGCUAAUUUUGGCGGGGGUCGGCGGGCGGCGUCGGGUCGGCUUCGCCCGCUUGACGCGCCGCGCCCAGCAGCUCCGAGAACUCCGUCGCCCACUUCGUCUACCCGUCCGCCCGCCCGCGCCGCCGUCUGUCCGCCUGACAAGCUCUGUGACGCCCGCCGGCCCCUCGACUUCGCCGCCCCAGAAGAAGACGUCGCCCUCACGUAGCACUUGUCAUGAGAGAAGGGUGUGUUCGUUGCGGAUGGCAACAAGUGGCCUGGCCCAGCCGCGAACCGGAAAGUGCUUCCUAGUCAUAAAAGUCGAGUGUGGACGGGAUGAAAUAACUGCGGCCUGCCAGCGCCCUCUCGAACAUUCGUGGCUCGGGAGUGGGAAAUGCAUCGUCCACGGCGUAAAAAAGGAGAAAACAGGAGUCGACAGGAACGGGCCGGGCAGGGGUAGAACCGGACCGAAGCGGGGCGGAUGUGUGGCACGCGGCGGAGCAGGGGGGGGCGUGACAAAGAGAAAGAAGAUGCCGCUGCUAAAUAGGCCGUGGCGGGCGGGGUUCGCGCGCGCGGGGGCGGACAAAUGGAGUGUUUGGACGCGCGGCGCACGGGCGGGCGGGCCGCGCGCGAGGGCGUUGGUCGGGGGUGGCGCCCCUGGGGGGGGGGUGCGGGGCGCCGCAGCGCACAACGCCGCCCGCUGCACUCGUCGCCCGCCCGCCCGCCCGCCGCGGCGCAGUGUUCGCCUAUUUACGUGGCCGGCGCUUCCGCCCUGCUUUUCGGGGCGCAAUCGCUAUUUAAUUCCCCCCACCUGCCCAGCCGCGACGCCUCUAAUCAGGCGGGCAGGCGCUCUAUGUAUAUUUAGCGCCCUCUCGGCGGGGGAAGGAGACAACUUGGGCGGGGCGGGGCGGGGCGGGGCGGGGGGCCCUGCCUGCCCUGCGCCCCGUUUCGGCCCUCCGCGCCUCGCCGCGCUUGUAAGGCAGCGCGCGGGGGGCGCCGCGUGGUUGUUCAAAGGGCGUGCUCCACUAGAAAUAAUAAUAAAUAAUAAUAAUAAUAAUAAUAAUAUAAUAAUAAUAAGAAUAAUAAUAAUCAAUUUAAAUAAUCAUUUAUUAUUAUGCAUUUGCAUAAUAAUCCGUUAUUAUUAUUAUUAUUAUUAUUAUUAUUAUUAUUAUUAUUAUUAUUAUUAUUAUUAUUAUUAUUAUUUAAUAACUGAUUAUUUAUAG
Gryllus bimaculatus (two-spotted cricket) is the source of this 1623-nucleotide messenger RNA. Lineage: Eukaryota; Metazoa; Arthropoda; Insecta; Orthoptera; Gryllidae. The record is from the annotation of a GenBank genome assembly.